Messenger RNA from Hyla sarda, 1161 nucleotides. RefSeq lists its product as uncharacterized. Lineage: Eukaryota; Metazoa; Chordata; Amphibia; Anura; Hylidae. The record is from RefSeq and is a predicted model, not a curated record. Gene Ontology annotation, cellular component: nucleus. Bases 112 to 1161 code for a protein of 349 amino acids. The transcript is spliced from 2 exons. Gene Ontology annotation, molecular function: DNA binding.
AUCAUCACAUGACCAGAAAGUCUUGUGACGCUUAAUGUGAACCGAAAGUACCUUUGGCAUACUCCGGAACAUGGGCGGCCGCCAUUCAAGGUUCUAUCAGGCACCGGCUGGAUGCCUAAUCAUCUUGGAGACAAGAUGAGUGCAAAGAGAAAGAGCUGUUCUGUUGAGUACAAGAAAGGAAUCGUGGAGGACUCCCACGGCAAGAAUCUUACCACUUUCUGCAAAGAGAUGAAGUUAGAUCUCCGAAUGGUCCGAAAAUGGCGUGCAGACUACGGUAACCUCAGUCAAAAGGUGGACGAGGGAAAUGCUAAGAAGCGCAAGUGUGGAUCAGGUCGCCAGCCAUUAUAUCUUGAGCAGGAAGAUGUCAUCUGUGAAUGCAUUGCUGACAAGAGAGCAAAGGCUUUGGUUGUGCGCAGGGCUGAUAUUCAAGCAUUUGCCCUAGAAAUGGCACCACAAUUUGACAUAUCCUCAGAAGAUUUCAAAGUAUCACACCACUGGCUGGAUGGCUUCCUUAAGCGAUAUGAACUGUCUCUAAGAAGAUCGACAACACUGUUCAAGCUGGAAGAUAAUGAAAUUGUUAAACGUGCACUUGCAUUCAAGUUCUUUAUUGAUGGCAUAGACUUUUCUAAAUACCAACUCUCCAACAUGAUUGCGAUGGAAGAAACUGCAGUGAAUAUGGGCCAAGGAUCUCAAAUGACAAUUGAUCAGAGGGGUGCCUCCUCAAUCUACGUUCCCUCCACUGGUUAUGAAAGUUUUGGCAAUUUUGUUACCUGUGUUUUGGCAAUUUGUCUGGAUGGAACAAAAGCCACACCUCUAAUUAUCGCAAUGGGCAAGAAAGAUAAGAUUGAACGCGUUUCAGGUAUUUAUGUUCUUAAAACAGAAAAAGCCUGGUGCACACAAGCAGUUAUAAGAAAGUGGAUCGAUUUAAUGCUGCCACUUGUUCUGAGAGGUGGCCAAAGAGGUCUGCUAGUCUGGGAUUCAGCCAGCACUCACUGCGCAAAAGACAUGGAGAACUUCCUUGCAGAGAGAAUAGAUCAAGUAAUGAUUCCCACAGGAAUGAUUGCUUAUCUCCAAACUCUUGAUAUUGCAAUAAACAAACCAUGGAAAUCAAUGAAUACACUGAAAAUAGAUUGGUCAGAAAUCAGGGUGGAAACUUUGUGA